GUCAGUCAUGGUAUCCAAUUCUAUGCAAAAAUUGAAAGAUUAUCAUGAAAUAAGUCUCAUUCGUUUUACGACUUACUUAGUCGACCAGCAGGUUGUGGAGGCAGGGUGAGGGUCACCAACUCUAUGAGUGACGGCGGAGACGACGACUUAUCGUCAACUUAUCUUAAAUCAUCUUAAUCAGAACAAAGGAGACCAAAGGAGCAGCAGCAGAAACGUAUUUUUGUGACCUGACACGCCACGACACAAAGAAAGAUUGCAUAAUCAGCUCAGUGUGGUUUGGGAGAGUGGGUUAAAAGUUAUUGGUUAAAGUUUUUUUAGGUCAGUCCCAUUUUUUGGGGGAUUUUUCGGGGAUUUGUGAAUUAGUGAAGUGAUAUUUCGGUUCUUUUAUUCGUCACAUUGGAGUGAUGGCUAGAAUGGAUGCGAAACUUGUGGGAACGACGGAAGAAGAAUUGAAGAAGGCGUUGGAUUGUCAAAAGGAAGUUUGGGACCUACUUAAAAAAGACGGGAAACUAAAUAUUCCAAAAGACGACAUAUUUUUGUUGCGAUUUGUCCGAGCUAAAAAGUACAAUUCGGAAGUAGUGGUCCAAAGUUUAAAAAAAUAUUACGAUGCGAGACGGAAAUUUGCAAAGCAAUUCGAAAACUUUUAUCCAUCACGAUAUCGCCACGUGUUGGAAUCUGGAAUUAUUGGACUGCUCAAAAAUAGGGAUGACUUACAACGCAAGACUUUUGUCUUUAGAGUUUCAAAAUGGGACCCGGACGUGAUAUCUUUUGAAGAUAUUACAAUCGCUUGCGUCCUAGUGGCCGAACAAAUGAGCUGGUGUCCAGUUAAUCAGUGCCACGGCGCCGUUAUACUUAUUGAUGAGAAUGGAUUAGGUCUUGCGCAUGCGAGACAAUGCACACUUCCAGCCAUGCACAAGUUAAUUGUAUUUAUGCAGGAUAAUUUCCCCGGUCGAUAUAAAGCCCUCCAUCUCGUUAAUCAACCAUACGUUCUGGACCUUUUCUGUAAUUUGGUGAAGCGUUUCAUUGCUAAAAGACUUCAAUCGAGAGUCAAACUACACCGGGACGCCGAAUCUUUAACGGAACUUGUAUCGCCUGACAUUCUUCCGAAAAGUUUGGGUGGAAAUCUCGAGGAGGAUGACGCAUUUGAUGACGAGCUUGUCCCAGCCAUGCUUAGGAUGGAAAAUUAUUAUAAAGAGCUGGCAAAGUAUGGAUUUGUCUAAAAAAAAAAUGUGAUGACUAACGAAAUACAAAAAAUAAGAAUUUACAAGGAAUAUAUCCGCCCAUUUUACUUACAAGUUAAAUUUUACACUAUACGUAAACUAUAACUUUCCUAGUAUUACAGUGAUAACGGAGUCCCGAUUGCCAAAAACAAACAGAAACACAUUACUUAAUCUUUCUACCCUUAUUAUUAACUAUUAAACUAUCUAAAUAUGAAUCUAAAUGUAUGGUUAAGUGAAGUCUGCUAAUGAUAUACGUAAUAAUGCGACAUUUGAUGUACAUAUGUGCAUAUGCAGGAAACCUGUCUUGAUUGAUGAGAUAGAUGGCCUGACUCAUUUUGUACUUGAUGCUGAAUUUCAAUUUUAUAUGGAAAAACUGUUGCAAUUUAAUUUAACUUUCUUGGAAAUAAAUCUGAUCAAAUUGUCCAUCUUAAGCAAGAAA
Messenger RNA from Folsomia candida, 1659 nucleotides. RefSeq names its product retinaldehyde-binding protein 1. The record is from RefSeq and is a predicted model, not a curated record. NCBI's taxonomy places the organism in Eukaryota, Metazoa, Arthropoda, Collembola, Entomobryomorpha, Isotomidae. Gene Ontology annotation, molecular function: phosphatidylinositol bisphosphate binding. The transcript is spliced from 8 exons. Gene Ontology annotation, cellular component: membrane. Bases 405 to 1220 code for a protein of 271 amino acids.